AUGUCAAGCCCCGUUUUGAAAUUGAAUAACGGAGCCCAGAUACCAGCUUUAGGGUUUGGUACUUUUCAGAAUGAAGGAUCCCCAGGGAAGUGCCAUGAUGCCGUACUUUGGGCUCUACAAUCAGGUUAUCGUCAUCUAGAUUGUGCUUGGUAUUACAAAAAUGAAGAAGAGGUUGGGACCGGCUUGCGAGAAUUUUUAUCCAGUAAUCCCAGUGUCAAACGUUCCGAUAUCUUCAUCACCACGAAAGUGUGGCCUCAUCUAUGCGGCUCUCCCGAAGAUGUUGAGUGGAGUCUGAAUUACAGUUUAGAGAAAUUAGGCCUCGAAUAUGUGGAUUCUCUUUUGAUGCAUUGGCCCUUCGCCGCAGAGAGGACCGACGAUUAUGAGGUCAAGCUCGGAGAUGAUGGAAAGUACAUCAUCAAGAAGGAACUCACUGCCAACUUGGAACCUAUCUGGCGUAAAUUCGAAGCUCUGAACAAAGCUGGCAAGGCAAAAGCUAUCGGAGUAUCCAAUUUUACUAUCUCAAACCUGGAAGCUCUUCUCAGUUAUGCGGAAAUUCCUCCAGCCAUCAAUCAAGUUGAGAUCCAUCCCGUCUGGCCAAAUACCAAGUUGAUUAAUUAUUGUUUUUCGAAAAACAUCCUUCCCGUGGCAUAUUCGCCACUGGGAUCUCAAAGUCAGGUUCCAACUACGGGGAAAACAGUUAUCCAAAAUCCUGACCUCAUCUCAAUCGCCGAAAAGAAAGGUGUUAGUAUAGGACAGAUAUUGAUUGCUUGGGGUAUCAAGCGUGGAUACGUAGUCCUUCCCAUGAGUUCGAAUGAAGGGAGAAUCAAAACCAAUGGGACAUUGGUGGAUUUGACCGAAGAGGAAUUCGAAAGUAUGAACAAAGUCGCUGGAAGUAAGGAAACAAGGUUCGUGGAUUUGAAAGAUAUGUUUGGAUGGAAUGUAUUCGGGGAGGAGUAA
Molecule: messenger RNA, 957 nt
Organism: Sclerotinia borealis F-4128
Lineage: Eukaryota; Fungi; Ascomycota; Leotiomycetes; Helotiales; Sclerotiniaceae
Source: the annotation of a GenBank genome assembly